Messenger RNA from Darwinula stevensoni, 312 nucleotides. Lineage: Eukaryota; Metazoa; Arthropoda; Ostracoda; Podocopida; Darwinulidae. The record is from the annotation of a GenBank genome assembly.
UUCGAUAACUCCGGUCGCCAAUACGACGCCAAGGGAAACCUGGUCAACUGGUGGACGGAUGCGACGGCCGAUGCUUUUGUGGGAAGGGCACAAUGUUUCAUCGAUCAAUACAACGGAUACGAUGUCCCGGAACUCUCGGAUUCACACGUGAACGGUGUCGCGACUCUGGGAGAGAACAUAGCUGACAACGGAGGACUGAGUGAGGCCUGGCUGGCCUACCUCAAAUACAUCGAACGGAACGGAACGGAACCCUCCCUCCCUGGUCUCAACCUCACGACUCAGCAACUCUUCUUCGUCGCCUCUGCCUACGUA